Penicillium macrosclerotiorum is the source of this 1038-nucleotide messenger RNA. RefSeq lists its product as uncharacterized. The transcript is spliced from 4 exons. The coding region runs from base 1 to 1038 and encodes 345 amino acids. Lineage: Eukaryota; Fungi; Ascomycota; Eurotiomycetes; Eurotiales; Aspergillaceae. The record is from RefSeq and is a predicted model, not a curated record.
AUGCCGCUGGAUACAAUAUAUUUGACUCGCCAUGGGCAUCGUCUCAACUGGACGAUUGACCUGAACACUGGCACCUACAAGUCGCAAUUCCCAACCCCAACGGGCAAUCCCGCAGAUCCAGCGCUCACCUCCCAUGGGGUGCGCCAGUCGCAUGAACUUGCUGCUCAUAUUGGUAGCCCGGACUUUCACCCAAAGCCCUUUCGAGUUUACUCGAGCCCGUUCUAUCGCUGUCUGCAAACUAUUCAGCCUUCGGUGGAGGAACUCAAAAAACAACAUGAAAGAACGGCGUCCACGUCGAAUACUGCCAUCCCACGAGAUCAUAAGGGCCGAAUAGAACAAGCAGCAGACCUCGAUGUUAGAAUUGAGAAUGGACUAGGAGAAUGGUUUGGUCCAACAACCUUCUUUGACCACCCCUCUCACCCCACCCCAAGCACCAUGCAAGCUCAUUUCCCCACACUAAUCCCCUUGGCCCCGGAAACAAAGUACAUUCCGCUCCUGCACCCCUCCACGCGAGGCGAGACCAUCGCACAAUUGCACAACCGUGUGGCUACUGCACUAGAAGGUAUCAUCGCCGACGUGGACGCUGAGGUCACUGCCCUUGAGGCCGAUAUCCCCGCUAUGCAGCGCACCAGCAAAUCGAUCUUAAUUUGCGCGCACGCUGCACCUCUGAUUGCUAUGGGCCGUGCUUUGACAGGCCGUAUGCCCGUUGAUAGCUCUGAGGAGGACUUUAACGUGUUCACGGCCGGCCUUAGUACGUUCAAGCGGAGAGUUAUUGUGAGUGGAAGGGAUCAAAAUGGCCCUAAAGAGCUGCUGGCUGAGGGGACCCAGUUCGUGCGUGCCGAGGGUGUUCCUGCCUGGGAGGGACGAGGAGUCGGGGGUGGAUGGGAGUGUGUUGCGAAUGGGGAUUGUACCUUUUUGAGUGGUGGAGCAGAGCGUGGAUGGCAUUUCAACGGCGAGGAGUCGUUCGAUACUGGCCCGAUGGCGGCUUCUUUGGUACCCUCGUCGACGGAGCCGAGUAGACCUGUGACGAAAUUGUGA